Hyaloscypha bicolor E is the source of this 490-nucleotide messenger RNA. RefSeq lists its product as uncharacterized. The coding region runs from base 73 to 399 and encodes 108 amino acids. The record is from RefSeq and is a predicted model, not a curated record. Lineage: Eukaryota; Fungi; Ascomycota; Leotiomycetes; Helotiales; Hyaloscyphaceae. The transcript has 3 exons.
CAAAACCGCCAUUGACAUCACAUCGAAGCAGGUUGAGCUUGCAACUCGUGGGCUAAAUGACCCGUUGUCAGGAUGGACAUCGUUACCUGUCACUGUCUAAAGUGCCAAUCGGAGUUGGGGCGCUUCAGGAACUCCUGGAAUGGGAUUGGCAAUACCUACUUCAGCCCUGUGCAUCCUCCUCUGAGCGUUAACGGGGUUGAGAGUACUGGAGAUAUCUACGAAGCCGCCCAAGGUUCUCAAAUUGAAGACAGCCUUCUUCAAGAUCUAGCAUGUGCAGUAUGUCAGCAUGUUCUAGGUUUACGGUGCGACAGUGCGCCAGAUAGUCAUCUGUUGCAGCAUUUAAAUUUACCUGGAUCAGAGGGGUCAGGACUUUUAAUAUUCUACUUCGAGAACCUCUGAGAUUUUGGGAAGGGGCGGCGUUUAUUGUACGACCACCCAAGGGAACAUUCGGACUGGAAGCAGUUGAAAUGUUCUAGGGGCUCGAGACAUA